UGAUUGUUUGUGAAGUUAGUUGAAGCAUUCAUACUUGUUCAUCCACUUGCUCAAGGCUCUUUUGCUACUUGUUCUUAGUUACACAUUAGUUGCAACAAAGAGUAGUGUGAGGUUUAUAUUGUAUCAUCAGCUCAAGAAGGAGCAGCAUAUUGUAAUCUUUCCAUUUAUUGUUGUUUGUGAAUCUUGAAGGCUUUUGGUGAGCUUUCGUUGAGGUAGUUCUUGGUGAACACCUAGGAAUGAAGCUCUUGGUGAGCAGCUGGGUUUUGAACCCGUGUUGUAAAUGUUUCUCCGCUUUGAAGGGGAUUGUUUAGUGGAUUUGGGAAUCCUUUAGUUGGACUUAAGGCGUGGACGUAGGUUCGGUGCUGAAUCGUGUUAACAUCGCCAUGUUAAGCUUCUCUUUCCCUUGUCUUUCUUAUUUUACUUGUUUGUGUUUAUUUGUUUUCAAAUAUAUUGUGGUAUAUUACUCUUGCUUUUUGCCAAGGAAUUUUUGUGUUUGUAGAAAAAUUGAUUAUCUGCGAAGAAUGUCUAUUCACCCCUUCUAGAUGCACACUCGGGCUGAAAAAAAUAUUUAAAAAUGAUCAAAAUAAUAAAAGUACAAAAUAAAGCACAUUAAAAAUAUCAUAAUAAAAAUUAAAAAUUAUUGUAAUUAAUUUACUUAAUUAAUAUAUUUCACAAUUCACAUUACAAACAAUCUUAUUGUACAUGGAUAUAGAAAAUUGAAAAAAUAUAAUCCAAACAACUUUUAUUAUUUUUCAUUUUUUGAAAUGUUAUAGAUAUUUUUUGUUUCAAUUAUAUUUUAAAUUCACAUGAUUGCUUUAUUCUAAUUUUAAUUGAAAAAUAUGUAUAAAAUGAAUGAUUAAUUUCACAAAAGUUAAUUUUCGAAAUUAAAGCAUUAUAACAAUAGGUUGCUAAAAUAACUAAAAAUAUUGUUAAUUAUGGUUGGUUUUUUAUUUGCAUUUUCUCAUUAUUCCAAAUACUAUCUUAUAUAAUAUUUUGGAAAAUUGAAAAAUAAUUUGCCAUUUUUGGCAAUUAUUUUGAUAUAAAAAUAAAAAAUAUGUUUUUUUACUAAAACAAACUUUUUUAUUUCCUAUCUUUUUCAAUAUAUAUGAAUCUGAAAAACUAAAAAAUAAAUUAUAGUUUCUACAUUAUUUAAAAAAUUUUAAAAUAAAAUAAAAAAUAUUUUCUACAACUAACAGGUCCUUAAUUUUUUUAUGCAGGGCUGUCUACAUUUUUUCAGGAAUAUGUCUUUUAUAAACACAAUCUCGUAAAAAAUUGAAAAAAAAAUUUAUCUUAAGAAAAUGUUAUACAUUGCAUUUUACGCGGUUUGAUUGGAAUCCAUGGAAGAUAAGGUUUUAUUUAUAAACAAAAUACAUAUCACUCACACACACACACACACACGUGCUUUCAAUAUUUGUUUGACUAAUAACAACAACAACAACAACAAUAAUAUAACACACACACACACACACACGGGCUUUCAAUAUUUGUUUUGACUAACAACAACAACAACAACAAUAAUAAGUUUUAAGAAAAAAAAUUUCAGAAAAUAUGGGAACUAGUAUUAAUUAUAUUGGUUGUAAUUGAUUUUCACUUCAAUUAUCUCUCUCACAUACAUAUAUACACACAUGCGUACUAAUUUUUGACACACAUUAUCUAUGUGCGAAAAUAUUUUAGGGAUUUAAUUUUAGCAUUAAUUUAUUAAGUUUUCUAUUUUUCGAAGUGCGGGGAGAUGGUCAAUCUGUUUUAGAAGCGAUUGUACCUUAAAACAAAAAACAACUUUUUGUUUGAAAUAUAAUGAACAAGAAAGUAUUUUGAGGGAAUUCUUCUUGAAAAGAAAACUUAUUGAAAUGAUUAAGAUAAUAUAAGAUAAAUUGGGAUUUGUUUAAUUAGCAAUAGAGAUGUUAUAGUCCUCCAAUGGUGGCUCAUAUGAUAAAAUCAAGGCUAUAUUGCUUAAAUGCUCAGGAUUUGAGUCUUAGAGAUCACGAUUUUUCAUUUGAAAUAAAAUCUUAAUGUUUAAUGGGAGAAGGGUAAAGGGUGGACCCAUUACCUCGAUGAAUUAGUCGUGUGUCCAAAAGUUGUUGGAAAUCAUUUUUUUUUUUUUAAAGUAGAGAUAUCAUAUAUAGUUGGUUCAACUUUUGAUUUGGUCUACUAAUCUAACCAAUCUAAUGAUUAUAGUUUAUCACCCAUUUGAAUUUUAAAAUCAUAGCUAAAACUAAAAUGUAUCAAUUUUUUAUAAGAUAUUGUAAAUAAAUUUCAAAUGCAAAUGUAUGCGCACGCAUGUCUAUAUAUAUUUACACGCACACACACACACACAUGUUUAUAUACUUGCAUAUUCAAAUUUUAUUGAAAACGCAUUAGUUCAUCCAAAUAUAACCAGUGUGUUGCUAGCACAAAGCCUUUCCCUUUUGGAGGGUUAUUGAAUUCAAACUUGUAAGUUGAAAGGAAGAAGUCUUUGGAGGUUAAAGCCUUAAUAGACAAUUUAUGGUUUUGGAAAUAAAUAUUAAAAGUUAGGGUCCAAGCUUAUCCUCAUAUAAAACAUGAGAUCGACAAUGAUAGAGCUACUCAUUUGUUUUUUGACAGUUGACACCCUUUUAUCUCCUUCUCCAUCAUUAUAGUGACAAACUUUUGGUUGAUUUGAGCCUUCCUGCUAAAGCUAUAACUAGUCCAAAUAUCUUCACAAAUUCCUAGAAGGGGUUAGAAGGCAACCAACAGAUGUUUCUGACCUCAAAGAUCAUAUUGACUUUUAAUCUUUAGCACUUUGUAGAAGACAUGAUUUUCUAGAGUUUUACCUCCAAUGGCAUUUUGCUUUCUCAUUUGUUUGGGAGGCUACGAUGAUAAGAGGAAAACUUGUCACUUUAUUUAAAUUCAUUUGGCUCAAGCGCAGCGACCUUGGAUUAUCUUUUAUAUCAUGAUUGACUUUGCUUAAUAGAUUAUAUGUCUUCAAUAAGAUUGUAGAAAUGAAGAGGGACAAUUCAGACAAAUUGCAGAACUUAUGUAAAAGAUAUUUACUUUCAAUGUAAAAGAUAGAUAUAUAGGCCGUAAAAACUUUGACCUCCUAUGUAUCUUUUGAUUUUGCUACCAUAUAUUAAUUUAUAAUUUUUAUACAAUUUUGUUAAUUUUACCUCUUGAUCGGUUCACUAAAUCUUAAUUAUUUUAAAAAAAAUCAUCAGUCCACUCGAGAGAGACACACACAUAUAUAUAUAUAUACACACACAUGCGCGCUUGUAUGUGCCAAGCCUUUGUAGCUGAAAUUGCGUCUCGCAAACACGAUUUCCUAGGAAUAGCCUUGUAGAUAAACCUUCUCACCCGCGGAGUACUGGUAUCUCGCCAACGUCAAACCCUAGCUGGACGUUUGGAGUUCGGAUCCGCGUAGGUGAUUCAGGCAUCCAUAUCCUUGCUCAUCUCAACCCUUGAGCCCCAACCCGUACCCUUUAGAGCGUCAAGAUAGUUCGUAUUUUGACGCAGUUUUGACGAAGAGCAGCACAUGGCAGAGUUCGACAAUGAAGAGGAACAGGCUCAGCCUGCAUUACAUUCAAAGAGGAAACCUGAUCCAAAAUCCGAAGAUGAUCAAACGAAGAGGCAAAAACUAGAAAUUUCUGACAAUAACGCUUCUCCCAGCCAAGACAAAGCCAGUCACGACGGAGCCUGUUCGGUCGCCGGCGGCAAUUACGAAGAUGACGACGACGACGACGACGACGACGACGACGAAGAGGUCUACGAAGAUGAAGACACUGAAGAUGACGAGGAUGAGGAGGAGGAGGAGGAGGAGGAGGAGGGUGACGACGAUGAAGAGGACGGUGAGGAUUCCAGUCGAAAUAGACCAGAGCUUGAUCGCAAGGGGAAGGGCAUUUUGCGCGAUGACGACAAGGGUAAAGGCAAAUUGAUUGCCGAAGAAGAAAGCGAAGACGACGGGGACGACAGUGAUCUCUCGGAGGAUCCGCUUGCGGAAGUCGAUCUCAAUAACAUUCUGCCCUCGAGGACUCGGGGACGGGUAAUCCGACCCGGCAUAUAUCUUGCCAAUGAUCCCGGCCACGGCAGAGAUAACAGUGAUACUUAAGCCGCCGGAGAAGAAGGUUAGUAAAAAACGAGUGAAGUUAGUCAAUUUGAGUAGGAGAUAGUACUUCGAUUAGAUAAUCAUGUUAAUUUGAUUGUUGCGGGAACAAUGUGACGUGGUUUUUGAGUUCUGAGUACAUCUUGUAAACUGCAAUUUAGUUAUGUUUCUUUUUUCCUUCCUCCAGUUCAUUCCUUUUUAUUGUUGAAA
Messenger RNA from Malania oleifera, 4261 nucleotides. RefSeq names its product phosphopantothenoylcysteine decarboxylase subunit VHS3. The transcript has a single exon. Lineage: Eukaryota; Viridiplantae; Streptophyta; Magnoliopsida; Santalales; Ximeniaceae. The record is from RefSeq and is a predicted model, not a curated record. Bases 3485 to 4057 code for a protein of 190 amino acids.